UCUUUUUCCAAAAAAUUACUGCUCCCCUGCAUGACGUCAGGAACUUUUCAGCCACUCGUAAAGCUUUUCUUGAACCGUAUCAUCCGGGCAUUGUUCACAGGGAUUUAGCCGCGUGGGGAGGUCGCCAUAUUUACUGUAACGAAGGUUUGUUGACGACUGACAAUGGAGAAUACGGAAGGAAUUCCGUUGCGACGGCCGUUUGAUCCAGCCGCUCACGAACUGGAUGCGAGUUUCCGACUCACAAAAUUUGCUGACCUGAAGGGAUGAGGGUGUAAAGUCCCUCAGGAGGCCUUGGAGAAGCUUCUUGAGGGACUCCAACAGGACAGCAAUGCCCAAGAGUCGGAGCAGUCGCAAUUCCAGUACAUGGCGGCCGCACCAAGAAUUGGCAUUGGUAUGGAUGCAUCAGUUACUCCCCUGAGACACGGUGGCCUGUCUCUGGUUCAAACAACAGAUUUUUUUUACCCACUAGUGGAUGAUCCUUACAUGAUGGGUAAGAUUGCUUGUGCCAAUGUGCUGAGUGAUUUGUAUGCUAUGGGUGUGACAGACACUGACAACAUGUUGAUGCUGCUUGGUGUUAGCAACAAAAUGACAGAAAAAGAGCGUGACAUUGUGGUACCCAUGAUGAUGCGAGGUUUUAAGGACUUGACCGAGGAAGCGGGCAGUUCAGUGACCGGAGGUCAGACGGUCAUUAAUCCCUGGAUGACCAUUGGAGGCGUGGCUACCACGGUCUGUCAGUCUAAUGAGUUCAUCAUGCCUGACAAUGCGGUUGUGGGUGACGUCCUGGUUCUUACGAAGCCUCUGGGGACACAAGUGGCUGUCAAUGCUUACCAGUGGUUAGAUCAACCGGAGAGGUGGAACCGAGUCAAGCUGGUUGUGACAGAGGACGACGUCAGGAAGGCGUACCAGAGAGCCAUGUUUAGCAUGUCAAGACUCAAUAGAACAGGUGCCCGUUUGAUGCACAAGUACAAUGCCCAUGGUGCUACAGAUGUGACAGGAUUUGGGUUACUGGGUCACGCUAAGAACCUGGCUAAGAUUCAGAAGAAUGAGGUCAGUUUUGUUAUCCACAACCUCCCUAUCAUCGCCAAGAUGGCUUCCAUCAGCAAGGCCUGUGGAAACAUGUUUGGGCUGCUCCAAGGACACUCGGCAGAAACUUCAGGUGGAUUAUUAAUGGCAUUACCCCGAGAACAAGCCGCGGCAUUCUGUAAGGACAUCGAGAAACAGGAGGGCUACCAGUCCUGGAUUAUAGGCAUUGUAGAGAAAGGCAAUAGGACAGCCAGAAUUAUCGACAAACCGCGCGUGAUAGAAGUGCCGGCCAAGGACAGGGACGGGGAACUGUGGUAGUCUCCGAAAAUCUAAACGACCAAUGCUGAAAAUUUACUGAAUUGGAUAAUAGAUUGUUUCUCUUGUAAACCAAGUUUAAUUAAUGUUAAAAGGGAAAAAACAGGUUCAUAAAGCAAGAUUUAUCAAAACAUUGUCAGAAAAUUUAUAUUUUCUAGUUGGGAUUUGAAAACAAAGUAAUUUUUUCUUUCUUUUUGAAAGAUUUUGUUUGAAAUAUAUUGUUGACUUUGUUACUGUUUCUUUAGUUCACAAUUUUCAUUUUGUAAAUCAUGACGGUAAUUAAUUAAAGAAAAUGAAUGAAAAAAAAAAAUCUAUUACAUAAAGCUAUACCUAACUGGAGGGUUAAGCUUGGUCAUUGUCACUUGAACUCUUGUAAAUAUUCUGAUCUAAUUCAUGAAGCUGUUUGAAAAAAGAACAGAUGUUGAUUCAACAGUGGAAAAUUUUAUUACUUAGAGUUCAGGAUUUUUACAAGAGUGAAGUGAAAAAUCAUUGAAAUUGUUCAUUACCAUUCUCAAUUCAUUCAUAAUAAAAAAGUUAUCAAUGUA
This is a messenger RNA of Saccostrea cuccullata (small rock oyster), 1883 nucleotides long. RefSeq names its product inactive selenide, water dikinase-like protein. Bases 364 to 1341 code for a protein of 325 amino acids. Gene Ontology annotation, biological process: L-selenocysteine biosynthetic process. NCBI's taxonomy places the organism in Eukaryota, Metazoa, Mollusca, Bivalvia, Ostreida, Ostreidae. Gene Ontology annotation, molecular function: selenide, water dikinase activity; ATP binding. The record is from RefSeq and is a predicted model, not a curated record. The transcript has 8 exons. Gene Ontology annotation, cellular component: cytoplasm.